GGUUAAAAUGACGUCGAAGUGCACUGUAAACUGAAGAGAAGAGCAGUGGUUGUUGUGCGUAAAACUGGUAAAUAAGACACUCUAACUGGUCCAGAUGCUUUCUCAAUAAACACAUCUGGGUUAUUAGUCUUUGAUCAAGUAGCCCCACGCAGAAAAUGAAACUAUUUCUGCUAAAACACAGUCCCCUGACCCCUGCUUCAACCUAAACAGCCCGCAGAGUUUCGCAUACAGUGAAAUAAACAGUGUGAGAAACCGGUGAGAUGAAAGAAGGUGCGCUCUGAGCAUGUGGGAGGAGUGUGUGCACCUGCGGGCGCAAUCAUAGCGCUGCCUUGCUUAGCGGCAGAUACUGCAGCCUUUUCAGCCCCGGCAAGACGCACGGACGGACACCUGAGCCAUGGAUGCGGAGGAGAACUCCCCCGGAGCGCAGCUCUUGGACCCCAGCACCAACUCGCCACCCCCGGAGCCUAAAUGUGGGGAGGAAGAGGAAGAGGAGGAGGAGGAGGAGGAGGAGGAGGAGGAAGGGGAGGCCGGGCAGCCGGAGAAGCCUCCGUACUCGUACGUGGCUCUCAUCGCCAUGGCCAUCAAGGACAGCCAAUACAAGAGACAAACUUUGAGUGGGAUCUAUCAAUACAUCGUGUCCAGGUUUCCCUACUACGAGAAGAACAAAAAGGGGUGGCAAAACAGCAUCAGGCACAAUUUAUCUCUCAAUGAGUGUUUUGUGAAGGUGCCAAGGGAGAGCGGCGGGGACAGGAAGGGCAACUACUGGACGCUGGACCCCGCAUUCGAGGAUAUGUUUGAGAAGGGCAACUACCGGCGGCGGAGGAGGGUGAGGAGACCCUACAGACCGCCGAGCGUGCCUUACCUGGCCGGGAACCACGUGGAUUAUCCCGAGCAGCUUUACCUGCAGCCGUACAUGGGCAGCUCCUGGGGUCUGUGCCAGCCAGGCUCGUCCCAGACCGCAGCAUACCCACCGCCCCAGGUCAUGGCCGGACACACCCACGGCGUGUCCACCAGCGGCUCGGUGAAUUCGUACUGCCCGCCCCCGCACUUCCACCACGCUCCCUACGGGGCGUACCACCGACACACGCCGGUGCUGGUUCCUCACAACGGGUGUCCCUACGGCGGAGUGACCCAGCCGAUGAGCCCGGAAGGAGGCACCGUGUCCGUGGCGUGCAACUACCAGCAAUUCACGUCCUACGCGAGGCAAGCGGAGGCGCCGCUGGCUCAUUUAUAUGACCAGUAAGACUCUGGGGAGUUAUUCUGACCAGAUCACAGCCAGUUCAAUGACUCAUAAGUUCACCUGCUUCAUCAUUUCAGUCAUUUUACAGGUAAAGUUUAUUUUUUGGCUGUUGAAAACUUAGUUGGAUUGUUACAAUAACAGGCCUACGUUGAUUUAAUAGUUUUGCAAAAAAAAAAAAAAAAAAACAUGGAUCUACUCAUGGAUUUUUGACUUAAAUACAACGAUCAAGUUUGAACUGCAGGAAAAAACUUUUUUUUUUUAUUGUUGUUGGUGUUGAAUAAUUGUUUAACAAGUUGCGUAUAUAUUAGCCAUUUGUUACUGCGUUAUUUAUUUCUUUUCUCUGGUUUCAUCCAAUUUUCUGAGCUGCUACGACAGUUUUUGAAACUGAAGCACUGACAUUUUUUCUUGGUCUGUCCUGAAUGUUUGCUUUAUGUAAAAAUGGACCAUGUUUGUUGAAAUAAAAUGUUAUUUUUGCAUCA
Molecule: messenger RNA, 1719 nt
Organism: Mugil cephalus (flathead mullet)
Lineage: Eukaryota; Metazoa; Chordata; Actinopteri; Mugiliformes; Mugilidae
Gene: foxl2l
Product: forkhead box L2-like
Exons: 1
Coding region: 395-1243 (282 amino acids)
Biological process (GO): regulation of transcription by RNA polymerase II; anatomical structure morphogenesis; cell differentiation
Molecular function (GO): RNA polymerase II cis-regulatory region sequence-specific DNA binding; DNA-binding transcription factor activity, RNA polymerase II-specific
Source: RefSeq, a predicted model, not a curated record